Molecule: messenger RNA, 1374 nt
Organism: Acanthaster planci (crown-of-thorns starfish)
Lineage: Eukaryota; Metazoa; Echinodermata; Asteroidea; Valvatida; Acanthasteridae
Cellular component (GO): membrane
Molecular function (GO): G protein-coupled receptor activity
Source: RefSeq, a predicted model, not a curated record
CAAGCCAGAACCACAUCGGGCGACGCCAUCUCUUCCCAGCAAUGCAGUAAUUUCAAAUCCAAAAUCUGGCUGGAUUUCCUUCCACUAAUUAACGCCCCUGGCUGUUCAUUUGGAAGCUCCAUUGUCCCGUCGAGUCCAACCAAGAGUGUUCGAGGCAGAGGACAAAAGGUAGAACGGUUUGCACUUUUCCAAUUCUUCUUGUCCGGAUGGUUGGAGUUGGAGCGUCAUGAGGUAAGCUGUUGCCAAGACGAACAAGACACGACAAUGCCGCCGAACACUAGGAGAAGCAGAUGGACACAAACUGUCGGGCUGUGUCUACUGACGCUCCUCGCAAGAAUACCCACCACAGGGCCGAGUGAGAACUCCACGGACCCCACAUUAGCGUCAUUCUCGCACCCCGCUACAGCAUCGUCAGCAACGGAAUCAGGUCAGGAGGGGUUCACUUCAGUGACCAACACGGGCUCUGAGCUCACCACGAUUCCCGCUGCCCCGUCCGACACAACCAUCUCGAUCCCAGGAGCCACCCCCGCGGCCGUCCAGUGUCCGCAGGGCUGGCUCGAGCACCUAGAGCGCUGUUACGACCUCGUACGGGACCGUGAGGUAACGUGGCACGACGCCCAGCUGGCAUGCCAACAGAGGCCUGGUGGGGACCUGCUUGUACUGAACAGCACUGAGGAAAAGAAUUUUAUCGACCGCUCAGUCAGCUACGGCAUAUUCAACGGCACCGCUAACCUGUGGAUCGGGCUCCGCAGAGAUUGCUCAAACAGCAACCACAACUUCACUUGGAUCGAUGGAGUAGGCCUCAGCGAAGAAGUAAAAAAUUGGGAGUCUGGUCAACCAAACGAUUUCUACAGUUGUGAUUGUCCACAGUGGCCCAACAGAGGCGAUACAAAUGAAACUGAUAGUGAAUGCUGUGUUGACUUGCGGGCUGGAAACCGUAAGAAACCUGGUAUCUUCAGAGACGAACAGUGUGUUAAACUUCAGGGAUACAUCUGUGAAGCACCCAAAGAUCCACCCGUAGAGGAGCCAUCGCCAUCUCCAUCGCCAUCGCCAUCCCCAUCCCUCGAGCGCCCUCCAGAGACAAGCACGGUCAUGGAAGUUCAAACAGUCUCGUCGACAGUUCUGUAUUUGACGACCGCUAUCCAGCUAUACUCAAGUAUUGCGUCGUCCAGCCUACCGCAACCCACGCCUUCCCCUUCUUUCAGCGAGUUCACCCCGUUUCCAAGCAGCAGUUCCGUCCCCACACCGUUGCCAGGGACAACUCCCGUUCCGGUGGUGUGCCGUGCCGAGAUUCUAGAUGGGCUGCAGUGGGCAGAGACGCCGCAAAACACGGUGGCCACUCAGACUUGCCCGGAAAACCCCUUUGGCUCUUAA